Messenger RNA from Malus domestica (apple), 1540 nucleotides. RefSeq names its product leucine-rich repeat extensin-like protein 4. Lineage: Eukaryota; Viridiplantae; Streptophyta; Magnoliopsida; Rosales; Rosaceae. The record is from RefSeq and is a predicted model, not a curated record. Gene Ontology annotation, molecular function: protein binding.
AAGCUCUUUACUACUUCUACAAGUCCUUCUACCAUAUCGAUCUCAAACCAACUCACCGAGGUGUGUGGAUAGAGUGAAGAAUGUCUUCCUUUUCACUUUCUUCCUUUGCCUGCCAUGUAUUUUCAUUGCUCCUAACUUUCCUUCUAGUUCUAUCUUGUCUGUUCAGCAAUUUCAGUCUGGCUGCUGCUGCAAAGCGCAGCAGCAGCCACGUCUAUGUCUCUCAUCACCAUCAUAGCCACCGCGGGCACCACAACCAUCCACAUCCUGCAGCAACAUCCGAUGAUUCAAACCCAAGACUCUACCAAGCUUUUCUUGCUCUCCAAGCAUGGAAGCACGUAAUUUACUCUGAUCCAUACAACAUCACAAGCAAUUGGGUUGGUCCUUCGGUUUGUAACUACAUGGGUGUGUAUUGUUCACCAGCUCUUGAUGACCCCAAAAUCCAAGUUGUUUCUGGCAUCGACCUUAACCAUAGGGACAUCGCUGGAUUUCUCCCUGAGGAAUUUGGCCUGUUGUCGGAUCUUGCACUUAUCCAUCUAAAUAGCAACCGCUUUUGUGGCAUCCUCCCUCAAAGUAUGGCCAACCUUACACUCCUUUUCGAGCUUGAUCUUAGUAACAACAGAUUUGUAGGCCCUUUCCCCACAGUUGUCCUCUCUCUUCCUACCUUAGGCUAUCUUGAUCUUCGGUACAACGAGUUUGAAGGGCCAUUACCUCCAGAACUUUUCAGGAAAAAACUCGAUGCCAUAUUUGUUAAUAACAACCGCUUAACCAGUGUAAUUCCAGCGUCAUUGGGUGGAAGCUCAGCCAGUGUAGUGGUGUUUGCUAAUAACAACUUUGGCGGGUGCCUUCCCCCAAGCAUAGUCAAUUUCGCAGGUACUCUAGAGGAACUGCUGUUAAUUAACACGAGUUUGUCAGGGUGUUUGCCCCAAGAAGUUGGGUUUCUGUACAAACUGAGGGUGUUGGAUGUGAGCUACAACAAGCUUGUUGGUCCUAUACCUUACAGCAUGACGGGGCUAUCUCAUUUGGAGCAACUAAAUUUGGCCCACAAUAUGCUGACCGGGAUUGUACCCGCUGGAGUUUGUGGUCUCCCAAACUUGGCGAAUUUCAUCUCUUACAACUAUUUCUGUGAGGAAGAGGGGGCCUGCCAGAAUUUGACAUCGAAAGGCAUUGCCUUUGAUGAACGCCGUAACUGUUUCCCCGAGAAACCUUACCAGAGGACCCAGAAAGAAUGUAAUGCCAUACUCGAGCAUCCUGUUGAUUGCUUCGAAUAUCCUUGUGGCAGUGGCGGUGCAUCUGCUUCCGCCCCAAGCAUUGCCGCAGUGCCAGCAGCAACGCCUCUGUCUUCGCCUCCUAGUGCGGCAGCUCCUACCUAUACAUGAAUUAAAUUAGUAAUAAUCAUCAUAAAAUUAAGAAUGUCAAUUGGUCUAGAACCAAGAAUAAGGGGACAAGCCCAUUUCAUACAGUUUGAUAUUGUAAAUUAAUACUGGAUCAUGUAAAAGUUGUUCAAUCAAGUUCCGAUGGAGUAGAGAAACUUGUAUAGUUA